UCCCAUGCCAGAACUGUGAACAGCAGCUUGCCCAUUGACUACCUCGAUGCAAGUCCACCGCGAUCUCUCUCCACUCCACCACCCUCGACUAGCCAGAACCAUGCAGUCUACCCGAUUUCUCGCAGCGAACAUGCUGCGCCAGGCCCGCGCCACCCCGACGCUCCGCAUGAACCAGCAGCAGUUGGCCCGCGGCUUCAGGACCACUCCCAAGAGAAUGGCAGGACAGAAGGAGGAGCAAGCCGCACACACCAUCUCGCAGCGUCUCCGCACUCUCAAGAAGAUCCCACCGGAGUUGAUUCCUCUGGGCGUUGUCCUCGCCGCUGCCAUCAUUGCCGCUGGAUACAGCUUGGGUCGCAAGCUCAUGACCGAUAAGACCCUCCGUUUGACGAGAACUGGCAAGCAGGCAGACCACUAGAAAUUGUGUAUUUGAGCAUCAGGAAAGGGUCGGAGCAUUGUACAAAGAGGCUAGGCACGCAAAUUGAGUACCACGAUCAAGGACAAGAUAUUUGAGCUGUGGAAGACACAACAUUUCAAGAGGUAUUCACGAUUUCCCAUGUAAAGCGGGUUAUGCCAUGCGAUUUCCCA
Molecule: messenger RNA, 585 nt
Organism: Cercospora beticola
Lineage: Eukaryota; Fungi; Ascomycota; Dothideomycetes; Mycosphaerellales; Mycosphaerellaceae
Source: RefSeq, a predicted model, not a curated record